AGUUUCUGACUGGUGGUUUCAAACUGCUGACCUUGUGGAUCGCAGCCCAGCGUGUGCCCACUGUGAUCUCCCCUGGGGGCUGUUGUGAAUACUGGGCGUACACUACCGGGUGGAGUCCUUGCUUUCAAGAUUCGAGGACACGGAGCCGGGAGUGGAUUUGAUGGGCCACAAGGCCGUUCUGUGUUUAGCCUGCUGAGGACCCCCCCUGACCCUGUUCUACAGAGUCUGUGCUGUUUUGCCUUUCCCCGGCACACACACUGACGGCUCCCCUACAGUGUCCAUUGCGCGUGAGCCCCAGGCUCAGGGCUUUCGGGACGUAACAUUUGUGGAGGAGGCUUCCCAGUUCCUGGCUCAGAGAGGGACACUGGUACAGGAACCUGGCCAAGCCACCCAGCAUGCCUACUGAGGAGGAAUUCAAACCCAGCAGUACUGGUGCCAGGUGCUGCCAGGAGUGCCCAGGCAGGGCUGACCAGACAAGGCACACUGUCCCAUGCCCAGGGUGGGCCUCGCAGUGGGGAAAGCUCUUGCCUCCCCCACAGGUCAGUCAGAGGGUCGGGAGAGAACAGGAAGCAUUGGGAGGCUCAGUCCUCUUGGGGGCUGACCAGAAGAAGUGGAACAAACGAAGACAAGAGUCCCCAACUAGGGGACUGUGCAAGCAUCCCAGAAUGUUUGAUUGCAAGAGGGCCUCCUCUGGGGCAGGACCAGGCACCGAUGGGGCAAGAGCACCCAGCCAGUCCUGGAGGAUGCCCACACUCCAAGCUUUGACCAUCAGUGGAUACGAGUAAGGGAGCGUGCACUUGGUGGGCAUGUCGUAUGCAGGCCAGGCUCCCUGGGUGGCACAGACACUUUGUGCUUGGCUGCUUAACCCCAAGGCUGGCCGUUUGAGCCCAGCCAGCAGCCCCAUGAGCCGCAGCGAUCUGCGGCCAAGCAAUCCCCAUGGGACUGAGUUCUACCCUCAGUCCUACUGUGUAACCCUCGAGUUGCUGUCAGCUGGGAUCGACUCCAAGGCAGCUGGUUUGGUUCUUGGUUGGGGCACACAGGUCCCAGGGUGCCUGCAACAGGGGCAGGAGCCCCUCCCUCUCCCCAGCAGAGCAGCCUAGCCUGAGGCAGGAGCAGGCAGGACAUGGUGCAUGGGCUGGCCCUCUCACCGUCCCCUAGGGAGGGUGGCUGAGUGCUCUCUGGCCUCCCUGCUGCAGAUACUCCAGGUCCCCGCUCCCCUGGAGCCAGCACGCAGGAGGGCUGCUACUCUGAGGCCAGGCUGGCUGGAGGAGGAUGCCCCAGCCACCCGGCCUCGCGCCCCUUCGGCACCAUGAGUGAGGAGCAGCGGCUGCCUGGCAGCGCAGUGGGCUGGCUAGUGUGUGGUGGCCUCUCCCUGCUGGCCAAUGCCUGGGGCAUCCUCAGCAUCGGCGCCAAGCAGAAGAAGUGGAAGCCACUGGAGUUCCUGCUGUGCACACUGGCGGCCACCCACAUGCUCAACGUGGCCGUGCCCAUCGCCACCUACGCCGUGGUGCAGCUGCGGCGCCAGCACCCCGACUACGAGUGGAACGAGGGCCUCUGCAAGGUCUUCGUCUCUACCUUCUACACCCUCACCCUGGCCACCUGCUUCUCCGUCACCUCCCUCUCGUACCACCGGAUGUGGAUGGUCCGCUGGCCUGUCAACUACCGGCUGAGCAACGCCAAGAAGCAGGCGGUGCACACAGUCAUGGGCAUCUGGAUGGUGUCCUUCAUCCUGUCGGCCCUGCCUGCCGUCGGCUGGCACGACACGAGCGAACGCUUCUACACCCAUGGCUGCCGCUUCAUCGUGGCCGAGAUCGGCCUGGGCUUUGGCGUCUGCUUCCUCCUGCUGGUGGGAGGCAGCGUGGCUAUGGGUGUGGUCUGCACCGCCAUCACCCUCUUCCAGACGCUGGUUCUGCAGGCCGGGCGCCGGGCCGACCACCGGGCCUUCACCGUGCCAGCCAUCGUGGUGGAGGACGCCCAGGGUAAGCGCCGCUCCUCCAUGGACGGCUCCGAGCCCGCCAAGACCUCGCUGCAGAUUACGGGCCUCGUGGCCACCGUCGUCCUCAUCUACGACUGCCUCAUGGGCUUCCCUGUGCUGGUGGUGAGCUUCAGCAGCCUGCGGGCAGAUGCCGCGGCGCCCUGGAUGGUCCUGUGUGUGCUGUGGUGUUCCGUGGCCCAGGCCCUGCUGCUGCCCGCCUUCCUCUGGGCCUGCGACCGCUACCGUGCUGACGUCAAGGCUGUCUGGGCGAAGUGCAUGGCCCUCAUGGCUAAUGAUGAGGAGUCAGAUGAUGAGUCCAGCCUGGAGGGUGGGGUGUCCCAGGACCUGGUAUUGGAGCGUUCUCUCGACUACAGCUACAGGACCGACUUUGUGGCCCUGGAUAGGAUGGCCAAGUACGAGCUUUCUGCACUGGAGGGAGGCCUGCCCCAGCUCUACCAGCUCCGGCCUCUGCCCGAGGACAAGAUGCAGUACCUGCAGGUGCCACCCACGCGGCGCUUCUCCCACGACGACGUGGACGUGUGGGCCUCCGUGCCCGCCUCGUGGGGCGAGCCUGGUGGCCUGCGCAUGGUCGGUGGCGGGGGCAGUGGCAGCACCAGCAGCUUCCUGAGCUCUCCCUCCGAGUCCUCGGGCUACGUCACGUUGCACUCGGACUCGCUGGGCUCAGCGUAUUAG
Messenger RNA from Echinops telfairi (small Madagascar hedgehog), 2668 nucleotides. RefSeq names its product G protein-coupled receptor 153 (gene GPR153). Lineage: Eukaryota; Metazoa; Chordata; Mammalia; Afrosoricida; Tenrecidae. The record is from RefSeq and is a predicted model, not a curated record. Gene Ontology annotation, molecular function: G protein-coupled receptor activity. The transcript has 6 exons. Gene Ontology annotation, biological process: G protein-coupled receptor signaling pathway. Gene Ontology annotation, cellular component: membrane. The coding region runs from base 1310 to 2668 and encodes 452 amino acids.